ACGGCGCCGUAAAGCAAGAUGGCAGCACUCUCUUUGAGGCAAUUGUCUAAUCUCCGUUUAAUUUCCAACCUUUCCCUAUUCACCAGGGUCUCUCGACUUUCAUUAUCCUCCGUAGUUUUUCUCGGCACAACCCUCCCGUAUUUCAGUUUCAUUUAUCAGUGGUAGAGGACGGGCUGGAGGCAAUGUAAGGAUGAUGUAUUUCCGCUUCCUUUCGGCCUCGUUGUAUUUGGUUGGACCAGCUUGUUGCGGGGAGGGCGGGGGAAGAUUGUUUGCAGCGGAGAUCCGCGCACGGGAAGCUCCUCAGAGACUCUUAGCCAGCAGCCUCUGCUCAGGCCCAGCCUUCUCUCUCCAGUUGCCACCACAGCCUGGAGGCGCCUGCCUCCGCCCUCCCGAAUGGUGCUCCUCCUCGCAGGCCUCGGCCCAGGAUCCAGGCCCCCUUUGCCCCCCGCCUCGGAGCUAUUGCUCCGGAUUUCUCCUGGUGGACUCCCUGUGACUGGGAGGGAAGGACUUUUGCAUAUACAAAGCUAUAGCUCUUGGGACCCCACUGGCCACUUGAAUCUCGGCCUCUAACCGAGUCUGAGGUUCUUCUUGUGUCCUGUUUCCACCCUUGGAGAAGAGAAACCCUUCUUGCCACCCAGAGCCCAGGAAGCCCCAAGCUGGGGCCCUGGUCCCAGCAUGUCAGUCCUCUUUUAUGCUUAGGGCUGUGCCUUCUCCCUGCCAGCAUGGCUGAACUCAGGCAGAUUCCAGGGGGGCGGGAGACCCCACAAGGGGAGCUUCGGCCUGAGGUUGUAGAGGAUGAAGUCCCUCGGAGCCCAGUUGCAGAGGAGCCUGGAGGAGGCGGAAGCAACAGCAGUGAAGCCAAAUUGUCCCCAAGAGAAGAAGAAGAACUGGAUCCUAGAAUACAGGAGGAGCUGGAGCAUCUGAACCAGGCCAGUGAGGAAAUCAACCAAGUGGAGCUGCAGCUGGAUGAGGCCAGAACCACCUACCGGAGGAUCCUGCAGGAGUCAGCAAGGAAGCUCAACACGCAGGGCUCCCACUUAGGGAGCUGCAUUGAGAAGGCCCGGCCCUACUAUGAAGCUCGGCGGCUGGCUAAGGAGGCCCAGCAGGAGACACAGAAGGCAGCACUGCGGUAUGAGCGGGCUGUGAGCAUGCACAACGCUGCCCGGGAGAUGGUGUUUGUGGCUGAGCAGGGCGUCAUGGCUGACAAGAACCGGCUGGACCCCACAUGGCAGGAGAUGCUCAACCACGCCACCUGCAAGGUGAACGAGGCAGAGGAAGAGCGGCUUCGUGGUGAGCGGGAGCACCAGCGGGUGACGCGGCUGUGCCAGCAGGCCGAGGCUCGGGUUCAGGCCCUGCAGAAGACCCUCCGCCGUGCCAUUGGCAAGAGCCGGCCCUACUUUGAGCUCAAGGCCCAGUUCAGCCAGAUCCUGGAGGAGCACAAGGCCAAGGUGACGGAGCUGGAGCAGCAGGUGGCCCAGGCCAAGACCCGUUACUCAGUCGCCCUGCGCAACCUGGAGCAAAUCAGCGAGCAGAUUCAUGCGCGGCGCCGGGGCCAGCCUGCUCAUACCCUGGGCCAGAGGCGCUCCUCUCCAGUGGGGGCGGAAGCUGGGCCUGAUGGUGGCGAGGAUGCUCUGCGGAGGUGGAGUGAAGGCUUUCAACUGAGCCCUACCAGAGGCUUGCUUAUACUCAUGCUACUCUUUGUAUACAUUUCCGCCCUGCUUAACUUAGAUUUCUGCCUGUGGCUUGAGGCCCAGCUCAUGUGGAAUUUUGACCAAAGGCCUUUCAGGUUUCCCAGCUUUCCAGCCAAGUCUGAAUUAAUCCCACCACCCAAGUUCCACAAGGGUCUUCUGACUUAA
This is a messenger RNA of Odocoileus virginianus texanus, 1856 nucleotides long. RefSeq names its product SH3 binding domain protein 5 like (gene SH3BP5L). The record is from RefSeq and is a predicted model, not a curated record. Lineage: Eukaryota; Metazoa; Chordata; Mammalia; Artiodactyla; Cervidae. Gene Ontology annotation, molecular function: protein kinase inhibitor activity. Gene Ontology annotation, biological process: intracellular signal transduction; negative regulation of protein tyrosine kinase activity. Gene Ontology annotation, cellular component: cytoplasm.